Marchantia polymorpha subsp. ruderalis is the source of this 4076-nucleotide messenger RNA. The record is from the annotation of a GenBank genome assembly. Lineage: Eukaryota; Viridiplantae; Streptophyta; Marchantiopsida; Marchantiales; Marchantiaceae.
CCUGCUGCUGCUGCUGCUGGUCCGUCUCGUCCCUCGCUCGCUGCCUCUUUCAUCGUUGAUUUCUUCCAUUUGUCGUGCAGGCGAAAGGCGAGCAGUUCUGGAGUCGGAGAGAAGGAAAGCUCGAACUCCGCUGUAGCUCGGACAGAGUUCCCGCGAUUUUUAUGAUGGUGAAGAGUAUGUGGUAAACCGUGCCCGCCCUGUAGGUUUACCACAUACUCGCGCGGGUUUGGGUUUGGGUUUGGCUUUUGCUUUCGCUUUGGCUUGGAGCGAGUGAUGGAAUCGUAGGCUUCUUGCUCGAUGGCGAUUGGCACCCUCUGUCGAUGAAAAAUUGCUGCUCCGAUUCUUCGGAUGAAUUGCGCGCAAUGUUGUUGGGCUGAGAGCAGAUCCUCGGGGGAAGACGGUCAUGGUUCUUGUUUUCAAUCCGUCUUGAUGAUUGUGCGACGCGCCUGAGCUCGGAGGGGAUCGAUUUUUUCGCGUCAGUGAGCAGUAGCCGUGCACUGAUUGCUCCAUUUGCAUCCAACGAUUGGCCCAAUGGCGCAGCCUCAAGCAAAUCCCGUCAUGCCAUCGGCACCUGCAUCUCCAUCUGCCGCGGUGCCUCCUGCACUGCCUCCCUCUCCAUCUCCACCUGCUGUGUAUUUAGGGCAAUCCGUGAUUCCUCUCGUAAAUAAACUGCAAGACAUUUUUUCUCAGCUUGGGAGUGCGUCUACUAUAGAUCUACCACAGGUGGCCGUCGUUGGUAGCCAGAGCAGUGGGAAGUCGAGUGUCCUGGAAGCUAUGGUGGGGCGCGAUUUUCUGCCUCGAGGGGCAGAUAUAUGCACUAGGAGGCCUUUGGUGUUGCAGUUGGUUCAGACAGUGAGGAGACCCGAGGAUCGUUCGGAAUUGGUCGAAUGGGGCGAGUUUUUGCACAUUCCUGGAAGGCGCUUUACGGAUUUCACCGCCAUUCGCAAGGAAAUACAGGCAGAAACGGACCGAGAGUUGGGCACAAAUAAGGGGAUUUCGGAGAAGCAAAUUCGUUUGAAGAUAUUUUCGCCAAAUGUCUUGAACAUCACACUCGUAGACUUGCCUGGCAUUACAAAAGUGCCUGUCGGUGAUCAACCUUCAGAUAUCGAAGCGAGAGUGAGGACUAUGAUUUUAAAUUAUAUAAAGCACGAAACGUGCAUCAUCCUCGCAGUCUCACCUGCCAAUGCCGAUUUGGCCAACUCCGAUGCCCUUCAGAUGGCAAGGAUCGCUGACCCUGACGGAUCUCGUACGAUUGGUGUCAUCACUAAGCUUGACAUCAUGGAUAGAGGUACAGAUGCACGCAACUUCUUGCUGGGAAAUGUGGUCCCUUUACGACUUGGGUACAUUGGAGUUGUAAACCGCAGUCAGGAGGACAUUCAAGCUAACAAAACUAUACGCGAAGCUUUGGGUUAUGAAGAGAACUUUUUUCGGAGCCGCCCUGUAUAUCAUAGUCUAUCCGAACGUUGUGGCAUUCCACAAUUGGCAAAGAAGUUAAAUUCCAUAUUGGUGCAACAUAUACGGGCAAUUUUACCAGACCUGAAGGCUAGAAUCAGUACUCAGAUGGUAACUUUGCAAAAAGAGCUUGCUGGUUAUGGAGAGUUGACAGAUUCUAAGUCAGGUCAGGGGGCUUUGCUGUUGAACAUCAUUACCAAGUAUUCUCAAGGUUUCCAAUCCAUCGUUGAUGGAAAGAACGAGGAGAUGUCAACAACAGAGUUGUCGGGAGGGGCCCGAAUACAUUAUAUUUUUCAGUCUAUAUUUGUCAAGAGUUUAGAGGAAGUAGAUCCCUGUGAUGAUCUGACCGAUGAGGAUAUCCGAACAGCAAUUCAAAAUGCCACAGGCCCCAAGAAUGUACUAUUUGUACCAGAGGUGCCAUUUGAGGUGUUGGUUCGGCGUCAAAUUGCCAGGUUGUUGGAGCCCAGCUUACAGUGUGCAAGGUUUAUAUAUGAUGAGCUCGUCAAGAUAUCUCACAGAUCAGAGUCGUACGAGCUGCAGCGUUUUCCGGUUUUACGCCGUCGGAUUGAGGAGGUUGUUGCCAACUUUUUGCGGGAAGGUUUAGCACCAGCAGAAACCAUGAUCGGCCACCUGAUCGAAAUGGAGAUGGACUAUAUCAACACAUCACACCCAGGCUUUAUAGGAGGCAGCAAAGCGGUAGAAAUGGCUUUACAACAGCAACGAGGAGUCAAGGUGUUACCUUCUAACACUAAAACCAAGGAUGCCUCUGAGUGGAAAGAUUCAGGAGCAGACAGGCUACCUCUUCCUGACAAGACUUCAAAGUCUCGGGCAAUCUUGGCUCGCACCAAUGCUGCAGGAGUUGUUGCCCAUGAACAUAGUGUAAAGCCUCCACCUCCGCUUGAGAAGCCGGGUUCUUCAUCAGGCACAUCUGCUGGAAAUAGUAGCUGGGGCAUUACGUCAAUCUUUGGGGGAAACGAGUCGCGAAUCAACGGGAAUGGCAAGGAGCAUGUUUUAAGCAGAGGCUACAAUGAACCUGCACAAGGAUUAGAACCGUCCUUUUCCAGCAUUCAGCUAAGAGAACCUCCAACAGUUCUUAGAGCCACUGAUGCGCAGACUGAGCAAGAGACAGUAGAAAUUGCUGUGACGCGUUUGUUGUUAAAAUCGUACUAUGACAUUGUACGCAAAAAUAUCCAAGAUUCUGUGCCGAAGGCAAUCAUGCACUUUUUGGUGAACCAUGUCAAACGAGAGCUUCACAGUGUGUUUAUCCGAAAACUGUACAGGGAGAGCUUGUUCGAGGAGAUGCUGCAAGAGAAAGAAGAGAUUGCCGCCAAGAGGAAACGUUGCAAGGAAAUUCUACGAGUUUUACAGCAAGCCGCUUGGGAACUGGACACCUUGUCUUUUUGAUCUCUUGGUGGUUUUACGAUGCCAGCACUUAUUGGGCCUGGUCAUUAUUGUACACUGUUUGAAUCAGUUUUGAUAGAUAGUUUUUCCACCGAGAUAAUUCGAGGACCCUAUGCUAUUUUAACCAGGGUCGCUAAGGUUCCUGGUCUGAGAUAGCUAUGUGCGAGUAAUUGUUCAUAAUCAGCUCAGUCCCAACAUGGACUUUGAGUGUGCUAUCAUAGAACGAAUGACGCUAAUUUAGGGUAACGUGAAGUUGUGCCUGUUUAUUACGGGUCACGUUCUUCGCAUGUCCAAAUUUGAUUGUCUUGGAGAGCUCCAAUUUUCGAACAGUCAAGUUGUUGGAGUAGUGUGUGAAGAUGUCUACAUUGUGGUGCCUGUGUCCAGACGUUGGAAGAGUUGCCAGUAGACCCCGACACGCCAUCAAGGCCAUCACAUACUAUUUAUGAUACGACUGGGCUGCCGCCUCCUGCCUCGAAGAAUCCUGCUUCGUCUUCUGCAGCGUACGCCAUGGCCAAUGGGGACUUCAGUGGAUUGGGUUCUCAGUCGCCGAAUAAUUCUGGCUUUUUCGGCUCUCCAAGAAAUUCAAAGGGAAGAAGAUCAUUUCAUUCGGAGCAGGCUUCUUCUGGUGUCGGGCAGCAAAGUGCAAAUGGAAGUGGGUUUGUUGGGGCUUCUGGAGGUGCUGGUUAUUCGUCGAUCAAGGUUGAUAGGUGACCCUUUCUGUCCGCGAUUUGCUACCUGAGAAAUUAUUUAUCAGUUUUGCAUAGGGAUGCUGAGAUACCAGCUUGAUUUCAAAUUGAGGCAGAAGAAAAACACAACAGAUUUUGUGCCAUCAUACUCGUCUCCCUAAAAAAUUAGACGUAGGAGCUAUAUUGAACGGUGAAGGUUAAGGAUUAUUACUCAUCACAACGUGGUAAAGAAUUACAACUGGCAUGAAACUUGCGUCUUAAUAUUUCCAGCUCGCCUGUAGUAACAGAUUUGCCUAGUAGCGUGUCAAAUCUGAAGUAGUUUUGUAGGCAUACCACGACAAACUAUAGUUUAAGAGGUACUGUAUCUUGAUGAUAUGCGUAUGGUGGUUUAGUUGGGUUACAUUCUUUGCUGUCAUUUGACACUUCAAAUGAUAAUUUAUCUAGCUCCCAAUACUGAGUGGUGUUUUCCUUAAGCCCCCCUUUCUGUAUCUAUCCAAGGCUGCAACAAGUACAUAAUGAGUUCUGAUGAUGUGAGGU